AUGCGUCCAUGUCUUGAGAAGCAUCAUGGGAGAGUGCUGUCAUCGUUUUCUGAAGUCGUUAACAAAAGCAUCCCAUUUUGGGAUAAGUUAGCCGAAAUCGACCGUGAAGGUUGGGCAGCCAGAGCUCGAGUUGAGAAGAAAAGCGAUCAUUAUAUCUACAUUCGUAAGGCUCGGGAGAAAGGCUGUGGAGAACGGGAAGUGCUCAGUUUGCAGCUUAGCGAUUGUGAAAGCGAUCCGGACGAGUUACCUGGACAGAUUUGCGAUGUGCAGCAAAUCCGACAUCGGAAGAAGAAGUUCCCAAUCAUCAUCAAGAUUCCAUGCCCCAGCAAAACGAAGAAGGGUUCAUGCCUCGACCCAGAACUACCCCACAAACGAUUGCAUCGCAUAGGGCUGAAGUUCUGUACAACUGGACCCCUGCAGAUCGCAGUCUUCGCUAUGACAAAGAAACAACCUGGCGUGGAAGUAUGCCUACUAGUUACAUUCCCGUUAAGUUUUCGAGAUAAAUUGACCAUUAUAGGAACG
Messenger RNA from Cylicostephanus goldi, 522 nucleotides. Lineage: Eukaryota; Metazoa; Nematoda; Chromadorea; Rhabditida; Strongylidae. The record is from the annotation of a GenBank genome assembly.